Molecule: messenger RNA, 3112 nt
Organism: Annulohypoxylon maeteangense
Lineage: Eukaryota; Fungi; Ascomycota; Sordariomycetes; Xylariales; Hypoxylaceae
Exons: 2
Coding region: 194-2959 (921 amino acids)
Biological process (GO): signal transduction; protein phosphorylation
Cellular component (GO): cytoplasm
Molecular function (GO): ATP binding; protein kinase activity
Source: RefSeq, a predicted model, not a curated record
GACCACCGUCGACUUGGAGUUCUCCAUUGCCACGACAACACGUCGCUAUUACAGCACGGUCUGCCCCGCCAGCUAUAGCUGCGGAUUCAGCACAGUCCUUCGUUCCAUAUUCCUUCGAUAGCGGAAAUCUCAGAACAGACCAGGUCCAUGAAGCUUGAACGAUAACGCACUGUUUUAUUCUAACACCGCCGUCAUGGCAGCACAGGCAGGCUUGCCGUCGCAUGAACCCCCGCCAUCGCCCGAACAUGGUAGACUAACUAACAUGUUCAAGAAGCUUCUGGGGAAGGACAACAACCAUGCGCUAACAUCCCCGACAACGAACCCUGAAACAGAAUCUAGGGCGUCUCUAGAUUCAACACCUAGCUCGGGCUUACUGCGCAGGGUUUCGAGAAAGGUGGUCCCGGGCUUGCCCCGCGCUAAGACCUGGAAGAGACAACAGUCUGAAGUGAGGGAGAAGCUCGAGGUCAUCGAACCCACGCCAGUGGAACGUAGGGCCGUUUCUGUUGAUAGACGCAUGCGCGUUCAGCGCAGUGUUUCCCAUGUGAAUCAGCCUCUUCCGCGCUCAAGUGCGCCCGACUUUCUCGACGACGCCCGGGGCUCGCUUAGCCCUAACACCGGGGUCUCCCAGCCGAAAUCACCAAAAUCAUCGACUCCUCAGACCCCUAUCGACGAGAAACACUUCUUAAGCCUGCAAGAUGCCAGUACUGCCAACAUAGCUCCGGAUACGGCUCAGGAUGCAGCCCCGGAUGCGAUCCCGGAGCAUCGCGAUUUACUCCAACCGGUAAUCAGCCGCGCCGAAUCUCGAACACCUAUCGAUGGCCAAUCUACUACGACGUCUCAGUAUGAUGCACUCAUUAAUGACGAAUUGGAGCGAAAAUGGAUUCUUAAUCUGAGUAUGCACUUUCGAGAUAAAUCUAGGAGAGAAAAGUUUUUCGUCACAUAUCGCGAAGAUGAAUAUGUAUGGAGACGGGUAACUAUCUCCCUAGAUUACCGAAAUGCCCCAGAUGACUCUCUAGAGAAAGAUUUACUACAUAUCAAAUUCCAAAGGGAGAAGAGUGCCAAGAUCUACGAAGCUAUACGGGAAAGCCUCCAAGACAUCCAAUUCUACGCGACAGUCACCAAUCUUAAGCUACAAACGACAGAUAAAAGAUUGCACGUGCAUGUGGUAGAAGACGUCAACGAGAUCAUAAAUUAUCCCACCGUCCGCAUGAUUCAACAUCUAAAUUGUCAACGCAUCAGGGAGAGAGAUCUCGUAUUCGACUCUCACAUGUCAGGCUUUGUCUACAAGGUCCGUGUCGGUGGGAAGACGCUCAUUAAGAAAGAAAUCCCAGGACCAGAUACAGUAGACGAGUUCCUUUACGAAGUCAACGCCCUCAAUUCCCUGCGAUUCUCCCGCAACGUUAUCGAAUUUCAUGGUGUGGUAGUUGACGAUGAAGACGAGUCCGUCAAGGGCUUACUCAUCAACUAUGCCGAGAAGGGUGCUCUCAUUGACGUGAUAUACGACUCGCAAGAGGAAGGCCGUUUCCUGCCGUGGGCUCUUCGAGAGAAGUGGGCAAGGCAGAUUAUCCAGGGCCUAUCGGACGUUCAUGAAGCUGGGUUUGUACAAGGCGAUCUUACACUCUCUAACAUUGUCAUCGAUUACGAAGACAACGCAAAAAUUAUAGACAUUAACAGACGAGGUUGCCCCGUUGGAUGGGAACCUCCGGAGGCAACUCCACUCAUCGAUAGUAACCAGCGGAUCUCGAUGUAUAUCGGUGUAAAAUCUGAUCUUUACCAGUUAGGAAUGGUAUUGUGGGCGCUCGCGACGUUGGAGGACGAGCCGGAAGCGCAUCGCCGCCCACUUCGUUUGAGUCCCGAGAUCGAAGUCCCCGAUUUCUAUCGCACGAUGGUGGAGUAUUGCUUGCACGAGGAUCCACGUGUCCGACUUCAAGCUACCGUACUACUAAGGUUGUUCCCCGAGCCCACUCACGAUGACGACUAUGACAGGCACACGGUACCCUCGAUUUCCGUCGACGAUGGAUUUUCUUUAAGAGAAUAUACGGUGGGCGGAUAUCAAGGUAACGGUCAUCUGCAAACAAAACCAAUUCCGCCUCGAGAUACUUGGUCAUUUUCCAAUUUCGGUAAUACACAUGCUACGUCGCCAGGUUUCUCCGACGAUCCGUUCUACUACCCAUCGAGGGGACGAUCUCCGCCUAGAUCAUUACCGAGUAACCACGGCAUGCCUAGUCCGCAUUACUUUGAACAACGCGACGCAUGGCUCAAUAACAAUACAGAUCCGACUACCAACGCCAUGGAACCGAAAGAGAAUACGGCCGAUACCCCAAGAGAAGGGCGUUCGACAGCAGACGUAGUCGCGAAAGUGGAACGAGACUUGAAUGAAUUAGCGGCGGAAGAAACUCGGACGACUGGUGGUGAAAACCAGACGAAAGAAGCCGCGUUGGCAAUUAGCGCCGACAAGCCGCCUAAGGUAGCCGCCGAGGACGUCGAAAAGGCCUUACCUUUCACUGACGACAAUACAGAAGCUGUCAUACCUGCUGACGGUCCUACGACGAAGGCUGCGCUGGCUGAAGAGCAAACUCUGGAAGUUUCGCAACCACGGGGCGAGAAUGAAGCUUGGGGACAAAUUGGAGUAACACGACUCGAUGAGCCAGGGGAUGCAGGAACGUCCGUAAUCCUAGCACCUAACCAAACCCACGAGGUCAUCCGGCCUCCUACAGAUGAAGAUGGAGGAUUUGAAGUAUCAAAUCAUUAUACACACGACAGUACAGAUAUACAAGCGCUACAAACAGAAGCAUCACCGUCUAGGACAGCCGAGUUCCAACCUAAUAACGUUCCAUCCGACCUGACGGGUAUCGGAUCGAAAUACGACAGCUACGUUCCUCAAAAUAUAAACUUCUCAGACGAAGACCUAGAGCCCAACACGACAGCCCCGACGACGAAUGUGGCAUCUCAAGCCUAAGAAAUUUGCGAUUGAGAGAUAUGCGCAUUUGGAAAUAGCUGUUGAGAUACAUAUAACAGCGGCGCACGGAGUCAUUUAUGCAUAAUGCAAUUUUGGGAUGCUAUUUUAGGAUAUCCUGUUUUAUGAAUUUUUCUCGGGCAUUUACAUCUAUUG